AUGCGAAGACUGACAAUUGUGCUAUUAGCUUGGUCGCGGCUUGCGGCCAGCCAGUCCAACUAUUCAAAGUAUGUAAAUCCAUUCUGGGGUACUGAAGGGCCGAUACCAAAUUACACUUUUGGCGGUGGUGCCGUUUUCGUGGGAGCAGCGGUGCCGUACGGUGUGGUCAAAUUGACGAUGGAUACGUAUGUCAAGAACACGAGCAUUGCAGCGUUGCAAGGUGGAUAUACGCCAAAUGGUCUCAUUACGGGUUUCUCGAUGAUGCAUGAGUCUGGCACAGGGGGAUGUUCCAAGUACGGCGUUAUUUCGCAAAUGCCCCUCACAAACAUCGAAGCACCAGUCAAUCUCUUGGAUAAUCGCACGUACUGGCAGGAACGUGUUGGGCAAGACCAUGCAAGCGUGGGAUAUUUCCGAACGAGCCUAGAAAAUGGUGUCACAACGGAACUGAGCGCAACAAGACACGCAGGAAUCUUACUUUAUGAGUUUCCCAAAGAUAAGAAGAAGCAUGUCCUUGUCGAUGUGUCGCACUAUCUUCCAAAUGUUGUUGGAGGCUAUUGCACUCAAACGUUCCGUCAAGGCAAGAUCGAUAUCUCGCAGGAUCGCAAGAGCUAUCGAGGUUAUGGAACUUAUGCCGGAGGAUUCAAUGAGGGUGCGCCGUACACAGUUCAUUUCUGUGGCGAGUUCGAGACAGCCGCAGAUGAAGCAGAAACGUUCGCUGGCCGUAACCAGUUCCCUGAGAAUAUAACUACUCCACAAGGCUCACGCGUUGGAGCAGUAUUUACAUGGAAAGGGACUCAGACGACGAUUCGUUCCAAGAUUGGGAUAUCGUUCAUUUCAGAAGAAAAAGCCUGCAGAUUUAGAGACGAAGAGAUUGAGAGCUGGGACAUACAAGAUACAGUUGAUGCAGCAGUGGAAGAAUGGAACCGCGAGGUUUUCAGCACGAUUCGGGUGGACACAGGAAAUCACAUCAACCAAGAGCACCUCACCCUGUUGUACUCAUCGCUCUAUUUCAUGCAUCUCAUUCCAUCUAAUCGAACCGGCGAAAACCCCCUCUGGCAAUCGGAAGAGCCGUACUGGGAUGACUUCUACUGCUUAUGGGAUACUUUCCGUAACACGAUAAGCCUUUCUCAUUUGAUUCAAACCGAUGCAUACGAAUCCCAAAUCCGCUCACUCAUCGAUAUCUGGAGAAAUCAAGGUUACAUGCCAGAUGGGCGCUCGGGAAAUGACAACGGUCUAGUACAAGGCGGCAGUAACUCUGACAACGUGCUUGCGGACGCUUAUGUGAAGGGUCUCCGUGGCAAAAUAAAUUGGGCAGACGGCUUUGCUGCUAUGGUAAAGAAUGCAGAGAUACCUACUAAUGGCAGCAACAAAGAGGGGCGGGGUGCAGGCGGAGAUUGGCUACAGUACGGAUAUGUCAGCUCUUCUAUGCCCAGGAGCAUAUCGCGAACUGUUGAGUAUUCACUAAAUGAUUUUGCUCUGAGCCAAGUAGCAAAAGGCGAGAAACCUGAUGAUGUGUCAAGAUAUUUGAAGCGAUCGGCAGGGUGGCAAUUACUCUGGGAUCCCAGUACACAUAGCGUGAACGCUUCGAAAGACUUCAGUGGCUUUCUUACUCCAAAGGACAGGAAUGGAAAAUUCAACCAGACUGACUACAAUCCAGCAAAAUGUGGGGCUUGCUCAUGGUCGUCAAUCACUUACGAAGGCACACCUUUCGAAUACUCUUUCACUAUUCCUCACGACAUGAAGACACUGAUUGAGAAGAUGGGUGGCCCUCAAGGUUUCGAGGAGCGCCUUGAUUAUAUCUUUGUCCCAUACACUAGCCAAGCCGACCUUGGGCCGAAUGGUGCAGGAAUCAAUACUAUUAUGAACAUCGGCAACGAACCAGACUUCGCUACACCUUAUCUAUACAACUAUCUCAACAAACAGUGGAAGUCGGUGAAUCAAUCACGCUCACAAGCUAAACAGUACUUCCGCAACACCACGAAUGGUAUGCCUGGUAAUUCGGAUGCUGGGGCUUUGAAUUCUUGGUUGAUCUGGCAAAUGCUGGGUCUCUACCCAAUUGUGACACAACCGGUGUACCUUCUCGAGUCGCCUUGGUUCAGCGAUAUCAACAUGACAAUUGGUAGACACAAGACCUUGCGGAUUACGGCGAAUGGGCUAGCCGAAGAUAGCUUCUAUGUACAAGGCGUGAAGAUCAACGGAGUUCAAUGGGAUCGAAACUGGUUCACCCAUGAUGACGUUUUCCAUACGGGUGGUACCAUCGAAUUCGAUCUUGGCAAGGAACCUGUAGUGUGGGAGAAAGGCGAUGUGCCGCCUAGCCCAGGAAAUUUGGGUUGA
This is a messenger RNA of Bipolaris oryzae ATCC 44560, 2334 nucleotides long. RefSeq names its product glycoside hydrolase family 92 protein. Gene Ontology annotation, molecular function: peptide-N4-(N-acetyl-beta-glucosaminyl)asparagine amidase activity; carbohydrate binding. The record is from RefSeq and is a predicted model, not a curated record. The coding region runs from base 1 to 2334 and encodes 777 amino acids. Gene Ontology annotation, cellular component: cytosol; nucleus. The transcript is spliced from 5 exons. NCBI's taxonomy places the organism in Eukaryota, Fungi, Ascomycota, Dothideomycetes, Pleosporales, Pleosporaceae. Gene Ontology annotation, biological process: protein deglycosylation; protein quality control for misfolded or incompletely synthesized proteins; glycoprotein catabolic process.